UCAUGCGUCUAGGUGUACAGCAUUUUGCGUGUGUGAUGGAAAUCUGGAGAUACAAUGUUUAACUAUAAACUUUUAGGAAUUAUUUUAUUAGGAACUUUUAGUAAAUCGUUUUCAAGCAUAUUAACCUGUUCCAAAGACUGGAAUCUCCAUGGUUCUAAAUGCUAUAAGCUGGAACGAGAAAAGAUGAAUAUUACAAAUUCAAAGACAUUUUGUGAGAAUCUUAAUGCUGAAAUGGUUAUGCCUAAAACUGCUGACGAAAACAGUGUAUUAUCCGAAACUACUUUACGGUUUUGGAUUGGAAUAAUAGAUCAUAAUAAAACUAUAGAAGAUUGGACCUGGAACGAUGGUACUAAAUUAAAAUCAAACGGUAUAUGGGCCACAGGCGAGCCAAAUAAUGGAGAAUCUCCUGAAGAAUGUGUAAUUUCUGGUCAGAUCGGAUGGGCUGAUGUUCCAUGCACAGGAAAGAGGCCAACUGCUUGUCAGAAGAAACCAGAUAUUAUAGCAGACGAGGAUGAAAGUGUUACCCUUACCUGUGACGUCAAAUACACGCAGGGUAUCACAAAACUAUUCUGGACAAGAUCAGCGAAUGGUAGCAAUGUAAUCGUUUCUGAGUACGCAAAAAAAGGGAACGUCACAUCACCAAGUCUGGUCUUUGAACACGUAAAAUGGACAGACGAGGGAUUGUAUAAAUGCCAUGUGACAUACAUUUCCGGACUGACUCAAACAGAUGAAACGAGUCUCUAUAUAAAUGCAUCAAAUAUGAUUCCGUGUAGAUGUGAAUAUCGGAGAAAACUAGAAUUUUGGGGUUCUAAGAUAAUUCCGAAUAGAACCGAGGAAGAUUUGCUGAAGGAAUUGGAAUCAGAAUUACAAAAGAUUAAAAAGGAACUGAAAGUAAAUAAAUCGCAACUGUCGUCUAGCAUCCGCAAGCGAACAUCCGCUUCUGAUAGACGGAAAUCUUCUGAGACCAUGGGAUUAGCCGGAACUGCUUUUAUUUGUAUUGUCGUUGGACUUGUUAUACUCAUUGAUUUACUCAGUUUAGUUAAGUUUGUAAAGUCGACAAUUACCUUUUGGAAUUCAAAGAAAAAAAGACAAAAAGCAAAAGACAAAAAGAGCAAGAUGGGAAAAAUAUUCGAUAUCAACAAGAGGAAAACCCAAACAUCAGAAUCUGCUGCAUAGGAGUAAAAUUCAAACUAAAAAUGACUUCAUGGCUUUUAAUUUCGAAUGCAGAAAACUAAAUAUCUUUGCGAUUUAAUAUCAAGUUGAGUAGUAUGAAUCAGAAACAGAAUUUUCAUUGGACGACAUCUUAAAUAUUAAUGUAUCGAUUAGCCAGUUUUGCAAUAAUCAUUAAUUAAAAUCUAAACACAUAAAGAAUGAUUUCUUAAGUCACGAUGAUUAUGAGAACUUUUUGCACAAAACACUUCAUAUUGUUGAUAAA
Molecule: messenger RNA, 1435 nt
Organism: Mytilus californianus (California mussel)
Lineage: Eukaryota; Metazoa; Mollusca; Bivalvia; Mytilida; Mytilidae
Exons: 6
Coding region: 55-1176 (373 amino acids)
Source: RefSeq, a predicted model, not a curated record